CUCCAAGAAACCAGGAAAAGAGACAAGAACCGGGAUACUGAGUCCGCAUAAUACCGAAUCGUAUCCAGUGGACCUGGAAAGCGAACGAAGGAGCACUGAGUUCAUUCCAAACAGGUCAUUGAGCAUGUCAGCACCCACAACCAGGCGCAAUCGAACCCUCGCCUCAUGUGAACCUUGCCGAGAGAGGAAAACUCGAUGCGAUCACGGCAAACCAGUCUGUGCCUCCUGCCGGCGUCGUGGCUUCGACUCUCGCUGCUACUACCAUCCUGCCCCUCUGACUAAAAUUCGAAGUGCAAGUGCACGAAGACUGGCCGUGCCUACGCCAUCCCAACCAACCAUUGCUGCACCAUCGUGGAGCAGUUCCAGUGCAAUAUAUCCCAGACGCUCUGCGGCUGGACCGCCCAAAUUCCACACAUGGCCUUUUAUGUCGACCGUCUCUGACAGUGGGAACUUGCCAGCCACUCCCUUGCCGGGCUCGCAUGACAGCAAGACCUAUGAGGCCCAUCUAGCCACCAUGAAGGAGAUUGUGUCUCAGUUAAGAUACCUUCCUGUCAUUGAAAAGUGCCUCCAUCAGUACUACUCUGCUAAGCAUAACUCACUUGUACCGAAACCAGUCGUUCUGCACCUUCUCAGUGCGCUCCGUACAGAUCUAGUAUCGUCGGGCUAUGUCCUUGAAGAAACGGGAGAUCGAGUUGAGUUGGGCGAUAUUUCGCGGUUAUCAGAAUCUAUACUGCUUUCUUCCUCUACAGAGGUUAUCAUCACCGCAUCCUUGGACCUGCAUGGUUUCUUAGCCUUGUUCUCUGGUCCGAAUCUUCGAGUCGAGACUCUCGGUCUUUUGUAUACUAUGGCUGCCCGUGCUUCGGCUUUUUUCAUUGAUUGCGAUGAGGCUCGAGACCUCGCACCCCUGUCAAACGACGUCAUUAUAUGGUUGGCGAAUGAGAAUGGACAGCUCAGGUCAUUUCUUGAAGGAGAUACGAGCCUCGGCGUGUGGCGUCUGGUGGGCGAUCUCUCGACUGAUUUAUUGGCUCUGGGCUUGAACAGGGAAUCGACAUAUUCCUCUGAGAGAACCCCGUUUUUUCUUGCAGAGUGCCGGAGAAGGUGCUUUGUGACUGAAUAUUACCUGGAGAAGAUGUUUGGCCUGAUAUUCAAUCUACCUCCUCGCAUUACCUCUCGAUAUGUGGACGUCAAGCUCCCCCUUGAUUUGUCAGAUGACGAACUUUUUGCCCAAACUCCCCAGGAACUGGAGGAUGCAAAAGGUCGACUCACCGAAGAUGGCUGGAACACAGAUGGGAAGCUUAGAGCAGCAACCUGGGCUCGAUUGCGAUAUAUUCUGAGUCAGUUUCGGGAGGGAAUUGUGGAAUAUAAAUUUCAAGCAUCACAGGCCGCUGACCCUGCCCAGCUGAGAGAAUUGUCUUCUCGAUGUCGUCAGACGUGGGAUAACCUGCUUCCACAUCUAAGAUAUACUCAGGACUGCUGGGAAUCCGACAUGCCCUUGAGCACUUGUUACAUGCACGCGAAGGUUCAUCUAGCCUAUCUCCAAAUUCAUUUCCAGAUAUACCACCUUCUUGGGGAGAAUAGCUCAACUCCGCUUCCCGAGCUGCUGGACGUAUCGGCAAACAUUCUGGAGACAGUGGUUCAGAUGGGAAAUACUCCCAGAAAGGGCGCCUUUACUUUGCAUGAUCUACCUGAAAUCCUUCUGGCCUGCGGCUUGCCGUCUGCGGCAGUCCUCCUAACUACACUAGAGAACAAUACGCAAGAUCCGUCAAGUAUCCUUCCGCCUGGCAUAAAAACAUCAUCCGUCAUUCGCAAUGUUGUCGUCCUUACGUCGCAACUCGAAAGGGUGGCCAGUUCGCGGGAAAGAAAUCAAGCCUUCUGCUUGCAGGCGGCAAAGGCCAUCACGGAGAAAUUGGACAGGAUUUUGGACAAGCUUGCGACGUCAAAGUUUCAGGCUCGGACAAUUGCUGAUGUUGCGACAAGGGUUGACGUAAUGAACUCGAUGCCGACUCCGACCACUGAUCUUGACGCUUCCCUCACUGGUGGAGACAGUGCUGGAGAUGGGGAUAGAGAGAUUGGUACCUUUAAUCUGGAUGACUACGAGAAUCCCGAUCUAAUGUCUUGGGCAAUCGAUUUUGACCUUGGAAGCAUGGCCAGCGAGUGGACAAUGAUGUAGAACUCGCAAUCAUUGCCUAAUUCUGCAACGCCCAGUUAUUCAUACCCGUCAUUCGGAAUGCCUAGCAAUGGCUGAAUUAUUUCUACCCCAGGCAGUGCUC
Messenger RNA from Aspergillus neoniger CBS 115656, 2270 nucleotides. RefSeq lists its product as uncharacterized. Bases 125 to 2170 code for a protein of 681 amino acids. Gene Ontology annotation, molecular function: DNA-binding transcription factor activity, RNA polymerase II-specific; zinc ion binding; DNA binding. Lineage: Eukaryota; Fungi; Ascomycota; Eurotiomycetes; Eurotiales; Aspergillaceae. Gene Ontology annotation, cellular component: nucleus. Gene Ontology annotation, biological process: DNA-templated transcription; regulation of DNA-templated transcription. The transcript has 5 exons. The record is from RefSeq and is a predicted model, not a curated record.